This is a messenger RNA of Onychostoma macrolepis, 1885 nucleotides long. RefSeq names its product transmembrane protein 39B (gene tmem39b). Bases 273 to 1748 code for a protein of 491 amino acids. The record is from RefSeq and is a predicted model, not a curated record. The transcript has 9 exons. Gene Ontology annotation, cellular component: membrane. NCBI's taxonomy places the organism in Eukaryota, Metazoa, Chordata, Actinopteri, Cypriniformes, Cyprinidae.
AGCACGCACGCUAGCCUCCUCCCCCCUGCGCUCUGCGCGUGCGUCCGUCUGCGGUACAACAUCAACAGAAUGAGCUCUCCUCGUUACUGUCAGAAAUUAAAACAAACCCUUUACAUCCCAAGUAAUUAAGUCUGUAUUUAAGUAUUGAGCGCGUUUCAACCUAGAUCUCACAGUCGCCUUAUCCGGACUAAACUCCGCGGUUGAAAGUGGAAUCUAAAGUGUAACCAAGUAGAAGUGGGAAAAAAAUUGAGAGGGGGAAGAGUGGAUCUGGAAUGGCCGGAGGAAGAAGAGGAGCGAAUAGAACGACAUAUUGUCGUUCUCCGCUGAGCAGUGAGACAGGUUCCGUUGGCAACGGUAACCACUCCACCAGCUCACCUGUGACAGGUGUGAGAUCACGAACCAGGAAUGGAUCCGGGCCGGGAAUGUCCAGCCCUCCGUUGGCCACUCAGACGGUGGUGCCACUGAAGCAUUGUAAGAUUCCAGAACUCUCCGUGGACCGGAACGUCCUGUUUGAGCUCCACCUGUUUGUGUGCCAUCUUACAGCUCUGUUUGUGCAUUACGUCAACAUCUACAAAACAGUGUGGUGGUACCCCCCCUCGCACCCACCUUCACACACCUCUCUAAACUUCCACCUCAUUGAUUAUAAUAUGUUGGUGUUCACCAUCAUAGUGCUGGCUCGCAGGCUAAUUGCUGCCAUUGUAAAAGAGGCAUCACAAAGUGGGAAGUUGUCCUUCCCCCACUCUGUCUUCCUGGUGACGGCACGUUUUGCCGUUCUGACUCUUGCAGGAUGGAGUCUGUGUCGUUCACUUAUUUAUCUCUUCAAGUCAUAUUCCGUGCUCAGCCUGCUCUUCCUCUGCUAUCCGUUUGGAAUGUAUAUCCCUUUCUUCCGACUCAGCUGUGACUUCCGGAGGACUGGAUCCAUGUCCCCUUUUGGCAGCAUGAGUUCUAAAGAGGUGAGCAGUGCAGCUUUGGGCCGUGGGGGACGGGACUAUCUGUCCGUCCUGAAGGAAACAUGGAAGCAGCACACCAGUCAGCUGUAUAGUGUUCAGCCCAUGCCCACCCACGCCUGCUGUCUCUCUCCUGACCUCAUCCGCAAAGAAGUGGAGUACCUGAAGAUGGACUUCAACUGGAGGAUGAAGGAGGUGUUGGUUAGCUCCAUGCUCAGCGCCUACUAUGUGGCAUUCGUACCUGUUUGGUUCGUCAAGAGCACACAAUAUGUAGAUAAACGCUGGUCCUGUGAGCUGUUCAUCCUGGUAUCUGUCAGUACUUCUGUCAUUCUGAUGCGGCACCUGUUACCUCCUCGCUACUGCGACCUGCUCCACAAAGCUGCCGCUCACCUGGGCUGCUGGCAGAAGGUCGACCCUUCGCUCUGCUCAAACGUCCUCCAACACAUAUGGACAGAAGAGUACAUGUGGCCACAAGGAGUUUUGGUCAAGCACAGUAAAAAUGUUUAUAAGGCCAUGGGCCAUUAUAACGUAGCAGUUCCCUCAGAUGUCUCGCAUUAUCGUUUCUAUUUUUUCUUCAACAAACCUCUUCGAAUAUUGAACAUUCUUAUAAUCCUGGAAGGUGCAAUGAUAUUCUACCAGCUAUAUUCACUCAUGUGUUCAGAGAAAUGGCAUCAGACGAUAUCAUUAGCUCUAAUAUUAUUCAGUAAUUAUUAUGCCUUUUUCAAACUGCUCAGAGACAGAAUAGUUCUGGGAAAAGCAUAUUCGUAUUCAGCCAGUGCCUCCAAUCAGAAAGUCAGUUAGACAAGGAUAAAUUAUUAUCAGUCAUCACAGAUGAACAGAAAACAUGCAUGAGAGCUGUUUAUUUUUUUCUACAAGUUUAUUUCUGUCUAUGUUCUGACUUGCCAUGAAAUAAAAAGGAAUCAUAUUUUUGUACAAUG